This is a messenger RNA of Closterium sp. Yama58-4, 3327 nucleotides long. The record is from the annotation of a GenBank genome assembly. Lineage: Eukaryota; Viridiplantae; Streptophyta; Zygnematophyceae; Desmidiales; Closteriaceae.
AUGGCUAGCCCUGCUGUGCUUACCUUCGAUGCUGAGGGGCGAGCGAUAGAUUUUGAGGUCUGGCUUGACGACUUGCAGCUGUUCCUGCAGUGUGAUAGCAAAGACGAUGUCUCGCUGCAUGACCUCACGUCUGGUGCUUCCCCCCAGCCUGCUACUGAUGCUGAUGCUACUGUGCGCUCUCGCUGGAACACUCGCGAUGCUGCUGCCCGCCUUGCUGUGCGUAGUCACCUGCCGUCUGCUGAGCGUGCGCACUUCACUCAGUUUAAGACCGCUAAGACCCUGUUCGAUGCUGUCGUUGCACGCUACUCCUCCCCUGCCUCUGCUGCCCUUAGCCGCAUCAUGCUGCCCUACCUUUUCCCUGACCUCGCUGCCUUUGCUACAGUUGCUGACCUCAUUACGCACCUCCGCACUAGUGACACUCGCUACCGCGCUGCGCUUCCUACUGAGUUCUGCGUCAAGAAAAACCCCCCCCCCAUGUACAUCACCCUCUACUACCUAGUCACCCGUCUUCCUGACUCCCUUCGCUCAGUCAGGGACCACUUCCUAGCUCUCUGCCCCACCACACUCACCGUUGACCUCCUCGAGAAGGAGCUCCUUUCAGCCGAGCAGAGUAUAGCCGCUGUCGGAGCCUCUCGCGGUGACCCUCGUACCCCUAUCUUUGAGGGGUGCUCCCCUGUUCCCCUUUUGCCCUCUGUUGCCUCUGCUGCUGCUGUCGACCUCCUUGGCACUGAGUCGGUCGGAGCUGCGUCUGCCCCUGGCGGGAGGCGCCGCAACAGCAAGGGCAAGGGGGGCAAGGGUGCUGGAGGAGCUGGCGGGGGUGGUGGUGGUGGCGGUGGGGGCGGCCGGGGGGGUGGGGGUGGAGGUGGGAGUGGGGGCGGGGGUGGGGGCUCUGGUGGCGGCGGUGGAGGCGGGGACAGUGGCAGCGGCGGCGGUGGGACUGGAGGAGGUGGAGGUGGCGGCGGAGGCAGUGGAGGCGGCAGUGGCGGGGGUGGCGGUGGUACUGGUCGGGGUGGCUCGGUGCAGAGGGGAGGCUCCGGUGGUGGACAGCGUCCGCAGCAGCAGCGCUCUCGUGAGGCCCCGCCGCCGCAGCAGCUUCACCAGUGGUACGCUGGGCGUCAGCGGCCUGGGGGUGCUGGUCCCUGUACGUACUUCUUUCGUACUGGUGACCGCACUGGAGAGCAGUGUGGAGGCGCGCACACCACUCAGCGCUGCUUCGGUCGCCUGACAGACGCCUGGCGUCUUAGGUUCCCUGAAGCCACUGAGCUCCCUCGCUGGCAUGAGCUGCUUAGGUCGGGCGUUGCUAUCUUUGAUCUUGACUAUGAUGCUAUCCUUGCUGCCAUGUAUGUUAUGUCUACUAGUGAUGACGGUGACUGUUACCUGAGUGUUCCGCCCGACCCGGGCGGUGCAGCUUUUGCUCUAGGUGCUAGUGAGUCUGCUGCUCCAGGUGCUAGUGAGUCUGCUGCUCCAGGUGCUGGUGAGUCUGCUCUCUCAGGUACCACGUCGGCUCAGGCGUCGCACACUUUCACCCUUGACUCGGGUGCUUCCCGCUCCUUCUUUCGAGACCGCACCACUCUUACGCCGCUCAACCGGCCGGUUGCGGUCUCCCUGGCAGACCCCUCUGGGGGUCCUGUCCUUGCUCACUACUCCACUGUCCUGCCGUGUCCAGCUGUCCCGUCUGGCUCCUUGUCCGGUCUUUACCUCCCCUCGUUCUCUACGAACUUGGUGGCGGGUGCUGACCUACAGGAUGGGGGAGUUGACCAGUUCACUCCUGCGCGUCAGCGGGUGACCCACUGCACGUGUGCUGACACGGGCCGACACUUGGCCACGUUUACUCGUCGGCCGGGGUCGAGCCUGUACACACUGACUACCGAGUCUCCGCCGGUUGCUGUUCCUGGUCAGGUAGCUGCGUCGGGUCAGGUGUUUGCUGCAGCGUCUCGGUCUGGUCCUGAGUCUGCCCCCUGCUCGUGUCGCCUCCUGUCCCAUGAGACUCUUCUCUGGCACCACCGUCUUGGUCACCCCUCCCUGCCUCGUCUCCGAGGCAUGGCCUCUCGUGUCCUUGUCUCUGGUCUCCCCCGGUCUCUCCCUCCCCUCCCUCCGGGGCCUGCCCCUACCUGCCUUCCUUGCAUCGAGGGGCGGCAGCGCGCCGCUCCUCACUCCUCCGAGUUUCCGCCGACAGAGGCUCCGCUGCAGACUCUUCACAUGGACGUGUGGGGCCCAGCCCACGUCCGUGGACAGGGUCACGAGCGCUACUUCCUGCUGGUGGUUGACGAUUACUCGCGUUACACCACAGUCUUCCCCUUGCGCCGCAAGGAUGAGGUCACUGAGGUGUUGAUCGACUGGAUCCGCGCUGCUCGUCUCCAGCUCAGGCAGAGUUUCCGCUCUGACUUUCCUGUUUUGCGUCUGCACUCCGACAGAGGUGGGGAGUUUUCCUCAGGCCCUCUGCGAGCCUACUGUCGUGCGAGGGGCAUCCGCCAGACGUUCACGCUUCCGGCCUCUCCGCAGCAAAAUGGGAUUGCUGAGCGCCGCAUUGGCAUGGUCAUGGAUGUCGCUCGCACGUCCAUGAUCCAUGCGGCUGCUCCCCAUUUUCUGUGGCCGUUUGCGGUUCAGUACGCGGCGCGUCAGAUCAACCUUCAGCCCCGGGUCUCCAUGCCGGGGACCUCCCCCACUCUGCUGUGGACGGGGAAGGUUGGCGAUGCGUCUGCGUUCCGUGUCUGGGGAUCUCGGGCUUUUGUCCGAGACUUGUCUGCGGACAAGAUGUCCUCCCGUGCUGUUCCCUGCGUCUUCCUUGGCUUCCCCCCUGACGCGCCUGGCUGGCAGUUCUACCACCCCACCUCGCGCCGUGUUCUGUCCUCCCAGGACGUCACGUUUGACGAGUCGGUUCCGUACUACCGUCUCUCCCCCUACCGCGCCGCCCCCCUGCCACCCCCACCACUUUUCCUCGUGCCAGGUCCCCCCAGGUCGACCCCCUCCCCCCUCAAGGUCCUGCUCCUUCAGGGGGGUGACGUUGCUGCUGACGCCCCGACGGCCUCCCGCCGCGCUCCCCGCUUGGAGACCCCUCCGGGGUUCCCUCCACGACCUUCCUCACCGCCUCCGUCGCCGGUUCCUGUUGACUCUGGAGCUGUUGUGGGCGGUGCUCCUGGGGGCGCUGGGUCUGGGGGUGCUGAGUCUGGGGGUGCUGAGCCUGCGUGUGAGGAGACUGGAGGCCUUGCGCCUGGGGGUGCUGAGUCUGGGGGUGCUGCGUCUGGGGGAGCUGAGCCUGUGUCUGCGGAGUCUGGGGGUACUGAUAUUAAAGUAAGGAAAGCCAUGGAUGGCGAGAGGCUUUGGUGA